Molecule: messenger RNA, 6684 nt
Organism: Acipenser ruthenus (sterlet)
Lineage: Eukaryota; Metazoa; Chordata; Actinopteri; Acipenseriformes; Acipenseridae
Product: protein boule-like
Exons: 12
Coding region: 260-1348 (362 amino acids)
Molecular function (GO): RNA binding
Source: RefSeq, a predicted model, not a curated record
UCUCUCUCUCUCUCUCUCUCUCUCUCUCUCUCUCUCUCUCUGACCCAUGGAGAAGGAACUACCCAUUUUCCAAGACUGACCUGCGCCACACAGCCACUGUUCACUCGGCAGGCCCCAAGCACCUGAACGGGGUUCGACCAACCCGAAGAGCGGGGAGCGAAGGGAGGCCAUUGAGGACAGUGUUGUACGGAAGAGCUUCAGUUCGUUAUUAUUUAUUUUUAUAUUUUUAUAUUAAGACAUCCCAUUUAUCGCUCCAGUGAUGGAAAACGAAAUAACACAGACGAGCAGUCAGACCCAGACCGGCUCGCUGUCCCCCCCGAACGGCAUGGCCCCCAGCCCCGGGAACCACGGAAACCCCACCAGCGCCCCCCGCUAUGGCACUGUCAUCCCCAACCGCAUCUUCGUGGGGGGCAUCGACUUCAAAACCAAUGAAAACGACCUGCGCAAGUUCUUCUCUCACUACGGGGUGGUGAACGAGGUGAAGAUAGUCAACGACAGGGCCGGAGUCUCCAAAGGGUAUGGAUUUGUGACGUUUGAGACACAGGACGAUGCGCAGAAGAUACUGCAGGAGGCUGAUAAACUCUUCUUCAGAGAUAAAAAGCUGAAUGUCGGCCCAGCCAUCCGCAAACAGCAAGUGGGGAUCCCCUAUGCUGGAUUCCCUUUCUCAGGCUCGAGCCCCAGUGUGACCCCCCCUGCCCCGGCCACCAUGUACUUCACCACCUCCACAGGGUACCCCUACACCUACCACAACGGAGUGGCAUACUUCCACGCCCCUGAAAUCACCUCCGUGCCACAGCACUGGCCUCCCUGCUCCAUCUCCAGCUCCCCAGUCAUGGUCACACACCAGGCUCAGCCAGUAUUACAGCAGCCAGCUUGUCAUUACCAGGCUCCUACCCAGUGUCUUCCAGGCCAGUGGCAGUGGAGUCUCCCGCAGGUAUGGAGCCCGUGUAGAUGCACCACAUCCCCAGCCCCGGCCGUGCCUCUUCUCUACAUGCAGGCCUCUGAUAUCCUGUACCAGACCCAGGAGCUGUCGCAGGACGGUGGCUGUGCCCCCUCCACCCUGCCCAUGCUGGAGGCCACGGUCCCUGAGGCGUUCCCGGAGCACGGUGUGCAGCCAGCGUACCACCAGGUGUUCACACAGAGCCCCGUCUGUAUGCCGCAACCACCCAUCCUGCAGCAGGAACCAGUGAAGGAUCAGAGGCUGCACGCUAUGCACAGGGGGUUCUCACAGUCUCCCAUGGGGCUGAAGCCCCGCUACACCCGCAGCUCGCACUACCACAGCCGCAAAGACUACCGACCCGAAGAGUCCAUCCUCGCCCCCCCAGCCAGCACUGACUCUCUCAACUAGAGCGGGAGGGAGGAGGAACCAGGGCCUCCGAACUGCUCCUUCACCACGCACACACUGGGGUUCCACUGGUCAGGGGGUCCGUUAGGGGGGCUCAGACACUGCAGAGAAGGAGGUACAGAAAAGCAGGUGUAGGUAGCAAAUCUCGUCACUCUGUUUUGUUAAAGGCUGACGGAGUGAUUUCAGUAAAACCUAUAUAUAAAGGCACCUGCUAUUAGCAGCUGCAAAAUCCGAGUGUAUGGCGUGAGUGACAGAGGCAUGCUCUUUAAUAAACUGUUUAAAGUGGCCUGUACCGGUCGCUGAUCACUCCCUUUGGUGAUUGUUAAGUCAUGUUUCAUUGUUUUCAUGAAAAUGUGCUAGAAACCAACAACAAAAUUUGUGCUUAUGAAACUUUAUUAAAAUCAUCAGAACAGUGCUCUGUUAAAGGCAGGUUAGCUGCACUGUACAACUAGAAUAAGCUCCAAAUUCAGAGCACUGCAGUAGCCACAGUUUAACCUGUUUGACUGUACUGCUUUCUUCGUACUCAUUUACUGCAUUUCCACUGCAGUCAUCUUGUUUCACACGGCAGAAUCUGUAGUUCAAUUCUCUGCGUUUUCCCUUUCAGAAAAAAUUGUGCUCAUGACCAGUUGGAGAAAUUAGCUUUUGAGAAUGUAACUCUUAAAGAGCCAGUAUGACAUUCAUAUAGGUUAUAACAGUACUUGUAAGAUGAUCCCGGAUCACGACAGUAGCCGCUGUGGUUGUAAGCGGAGGUCAGAACCACAGUGUUGGGUUGUCAUCUCGUGCCCUGGCCCUAACGGAUCAUUCCAAAAUAAUAGAAAAAAAAGAUUUAAAAAAAAUCAACCAAUUUUUUCUCUAUAUUGUGGCAGCAAGAAAUAAAACAGAACAGCAUUUAACUUUUCUUUUUUUUCUUUAAAAAAAAAAAGUGUAUUAUGAUAAUGGCUACAACAUUAUAAUAACUGUGUGUGUAGACUAGACAGUAUGUUUUAUAUUGCAUAGAUGUAUCCUUUUAUUCUUGACUGUGGUGAAGACCAUGGGUCUUGAAAACACACCUCUUAAUUCAUGCAUUGCAAAUGUCUAUACCAAACAUGAUUCAAAGAUUGUAACCAAAGUGUCGUUCUCCUCCACUGACAAGGUGGCAGCAUUUGAAUGGCCGGUUACUUCUAUUGCGGUAAGCAGGUCAGUCUUCGGUCCUGCAGUCAUUAGUUGUAGAUGUAAAACAAGUGUGUGCUAUUUCAAGUGGCGCGUUGAUGACUGGAAAAUGUAAUUUCUGGAUCUAAAUAAAAAAUUCGGAUUCAUGUACAACACUGGGAAGGUUAAACUAUGAUACUGGAUCUUUAAGAGUACAAAUCUGGUUGGUUAAAAUGUUAAAAAAAAAAAAAAAAAAAAUACAGACAUUAUAGAAACCUGGUAGACUGGAUUGGUUUAGAAAACAGUUCUUCAGAGUACAGUUCCGAGAGCAGUUCUGGAGACUUUUUUCCCAGAUUUGUUUCCUGCACUGCCUGUAAAUAAAACUCUCCUACCUAGCCCCCUGGUACCAGUGAGCCCCAGUAAUCCCUGUGUGCGCUGAGCUGCAAUCGAGACCCAAGGAGAGGGUCCGUCUCCACGACCUGCCUCGUAAACUACUGAGCCUGUAAGAAUUCUACCUUCUAUUCCCUUGUUUACACUGCCUGGUGGGUGAAGGCUGGUGCAGGCACUACGCUUGCAUUCUUUAUAACAUUGAAUGUGUUUUACUAAACUGCAGGGUAGUGUGCCAGGGCAUAACGAAAUUGCAUGAAUACUCCUUAGCAAUAGAUUCACUUUUUUAUUUGUAACUCCUAUACCUUCAUGUGUAAACAGAAUCUUUCAGUAUAAGCACAGCAUUACAGACUGCUGUGCUGUCAAGCUUCUUACAACACAAUCGUGGUUACACCCCCCCCCCCCCCCCUCACCCUCUUUCUGGUCAUAUCAGCCUUUGUUGUGUCAGCUGAUUCAUUUGACGAUUAAUUGACAAGAGCACAAACAUCUUACAAGCAUUGAUUGGCUGCCUUGAAAGCCAGGUAGUUUAAAAAGAAAUAUGAAACUCUGCUUGUUCUGUAGAAGCUACAGAUUAAAAUAAGUGAUGGAAAUGUUUGUGGAGAGGCGUCUGUCCCACUCUACUUAGCAAGAGAGAGAGGUGCAGCUCUUAAAGAGCAAGGAGCUCUGAAAGGACUAGUUUUUAAUGGACGCAAUUCUGUACGGUUGGAAUCAUUUUUUUCACAAACAAAGAUUUUAAACCCUAAAUUUCAUAGAUUUAAAAUAUGCAUAUCAGGAGUAAAAUGUAGUAAAUAUCUAUUUCACAUCAAAGGAUUAAAACCAGUCCUUACCCGGACUUUCAGAAACUUUGUAGUGCCAACAAAGUGUGUUUUUCAAUGUUUGAAAAGUAUGUCAAAUAGAUUUUCUAGUUUUCAAAAACAUGAUGAACACUAAUGAGACACUAGCCAAAACAUUUAUCUGCUUGACUUAUUUUUUUAUUUUCAAAAACUUCAAAAAUAUUGUUUUAGAUUUCAGUGAUCUUUGCUCUUUAAGAAAUUGGUACUGUACAAUGGAAUUCAAAUCACCAGAACAGGAAGGCUUAAAAAAAAAAAAAGAUAGAUGUAUGAGUAAAGUCUUGAAUAGAUUCUUUUUUUUUCUUGAUAAAAUAACAGAUUUUUGUAUUUGUACGGUGUCGAAUGGAUAGAGUAUAGCUUGGGUCUAGUUUUAGGACUGAUUUGGGCACAGAGUUCUAUUACCACACAUUGCUUACUGAUGUGAAACGUUUAAAAAGUGUGAGGUGUGGGAUUCUCAAUUCAGGGCAUUUAUUGUUUAUUUUAGAUAUUUCUUCUGUUUUAUUUGUUUUUGAACUUCAGUGUAGGACCCGGUAUGGGCAGAGUCAGAACAAUGUGGGUUGUCUUUAAAAUUAUUUUAUAGUACAUUUGUGACAGACAAGGAGUCCUGGAGGGUUUGACUAGUACUAUAUGUACAGCGCUUUUUUUUAUAUAUUCUCAUUAUAUUCACAUUUCCCAGUAAGGGAAACCUGGACAAAGCUAACCUGUUGUUAACCUGGACAAAGGACAACUUUUGUGAUUUUGUGAUAUUUUUAUACCGCACAGUAUGCCAACCCACUGCCUCCCACUGAGCUACAGCAAACACCAGUUUUACAAUAAUAUGUUUAAAGUGAGGAAUUAUGUUUUUCACAGUGUGCUUCACACAGCCCUGAGCCCAAGAAAUACUGGCAGCUAUCAAGACCUUGUUACAUUUAUACAUUUCAUGCACUCUGUUCAGAAACACAUCUUUCGACAAUCUUGUCCAUGUUUUUUAUAUGUAUUUGUUUAAUGUGUUUCAGAAGGGUGUGGUUUAUGUUAAGGGUAGGUGUAUUUGAGAAUUUGAUCAUUUUAUUUUGCUAGUUCAACUGAGAGUCUAGAACAUGUGCAGGAGAAAACAACCUGAGCCACUCAUUUUGUUUUUUUACGUUUGAGAUGUGAAAGUUUUGUUUUUUAUGUUUGAGACGUGAAAGUUGUUUUUUAUGUUUGAGACGUGAAAGACUGCUGGUUUUGGUGAACGGUUGUUAUGUAUUUCAUGUGAUGUAAGGUUUCAUCGCAGUAAGUAAAUAGUUUAGGGUGCUUGUUCAAUAACCCUUAGUCUAACGCAGUCUCUUCCAUAAGUAUCAGUGCUACAUUACAGUAAGUUAUAUACCUCUGCAUGGGGACAGUGCCUCCUCAGAACAGAGCUUACAUGCUCAAGGCUUUGUAUUAGCAUCCACUUUGGGGACAGGGUCCCUUGGAAAUGAGUACAGAUGCAUGCUGCAUAAUAAACCAUUUAAAAAUGAACACUAAAAAGCCUAGAGGUCAUAUUCACAAUGCAUUUACCCAUGUUAAAGUCUAGACCAUUUAUUGUACAAGGACAAACAAUCUAGCAAGAAACCGCUCCUAAAUGAGCGUGCUGAGUUACUUAUCUGAAGCUUUGUAAAUCUAGCACUGGGGUAAAUGCUGUUUGAGUGCAGCCUCUUUUGUUUUUUAUACUAAUAUAAAGUUAAAACAGUGUACAAGGUCAUUUAUUUUGGCUGAAAUAGCGGGAAGGAAAACGUUAGUUUAGGUAAAUCCAAGUCUUCAUGUUACUAAAACGUUUUAUAUUGUUCAACCUAGAGUAAGAUUUGUAAUGUAAAAAAGGGUUGAUAUUGAACACAAAAAAAUACCAAAAAAAUAUUUUUUACAGCUGUGUCUGAACGUUUAAAUCAACAUUAAUAUAAAAAAACAACCUAUAACUUAUUUUGCAGAUCUUAGUAAAUACAAUACUUCAGCAGAAAAAGUUCAAGCUCUGCUGUGUUUGCUUUGCGCUUUUCAGCCUCGUUUGUCCGAGUGGUCCGAGUGUAGCGUACCUUUAGCAGGAUCAUUCGAUGGGAGUAUUUAAAGGGUGUAGUUUGUCUCACUCCCUUGCCCCACUGCAAGCCAGCUUGCCUUUAGCAGGGCAUAAAGAGUAGGUUUGAGCACUGGCAGGGUGGGGCUGAUGGGUUCAUUCCCACAGUUUCUUACACAAACACAAAACUUCAAACCAACUGCCAGGAUGUAUCACUAUUGUAAAAAGUUGGGUAGCGUAAGUGCAGUGCAUUCAACCAGACUGAUCAGGCUCUUAGUGUGUGGGACUGUGUGUACCUCACACUGUGCCUGGCAUUGACAAUGCAAACGCAACCUGCAUCUGUAGAUGUUACAGAAGUAACAUCUACAGCGCUACCAAAGGACUGGCAUGUCAAACUUCCUACUGCCCUGUCUCGCCUCCUCACAGUUGUCAGCAGCUCAUCCGCAGGGCAGGAGGCUGAAAGAGUCAUCUGCAGCAUCAGCUUUGCAGUGUUGAGCCAGGCCUCCAUAGUAGCGGUGAGCAAGCAGGUUGACUGAUGCAGCCAGCUGAAGAGUCACGCCUGCACAGCCUCAGCACUGCCAGGCAGACUCACACAGGUGUCAGCUUCACCAGCUCGGGAGAGCCAGCGUAGACAGCUGAUCAGGGCUUUAUUUUGUACCUGUCAUCAGAAGUCUGCUUCAUCAGAAGUCUGAAACGUUCACGCUGAGCUUUUCCAAUCGGACUGCCCGGUCUGAAUCAUGCCUGCCUGAUGAUAGGUUUAAGGUCUGUCCGUCAGUCUGGAUUGAAUGAGCCGGAGUGAGUAAAUAGUUCUUUAGUAUAUUUAAAAACAAAAAGAAAGCCGCUUUAAGUUUAGUAGCACUGUGUUUUAGUUGAAAGGUUUAUGUUUGUAUUCGCAGUGGUAGGUUUGUGUAUGUGUUUGUAUAUGUGGCUAAAGGGAAAAGAAUGUUGUAAAAGAGACUGAAGAAUAAACAGUUGUGAUUUUACACAAA